Molecule: messenger RNA, 1689 nt
Organism: Zophobas morio
Lineage: Eukaryota; Metazoa; Arthropoda; Insecta; Coleoptera; Tenebrionidae
Product: aldehyde dehydrogenase, dimeric NADP-preferring-like
Exons: 2
Coding region: 1-1548 (515 amino acids)
Biological process (GO): aldehyde metabolic process
Cellular component (GO): cytoplasm
Molecular function (GO): aldehyde dehydrogenase (NAD+) activity
Source: RefSeq, a predicted model, not a curated record
AUGACGCAUGAGGUGCAACCCAAUGGGUACAAACCCUUCGUGAUUGACGUGGAGGAGGCGAAAUUGGAAAAAACGCACGAAGAAGUGGUGGAAGCGGCGAGGAAAAGUUUCAAGAGUGGGAAAACUAAACCCUUGAAGUUCAGACUGGAGCAACUAAAGGGGUUGGAAAAAUUUUUGACUGAGUGCGAAAAUGAAUUGGUGAAGGCGCUAGACCAGGACCUGGGGAAGCACCGCCAGGAGGUGCUAAUGACAGAGAUUGACUUGCUGAAGCACGAGUUACGUCAAACCGCGAUGGAGCUGUCGAAGUGGCUCAAACCGGAAGCACCUCCAAAGAGUUGGGUGAACUUUUUAGACGGGGUGCUGGUAUAUAGUGACCCCUAUGGAGUCGUGUUGGUGAUAGGAGCCUGGAACUACCCCCUCUUGUUGUUACUAGGACCCUUCAUAGGUGCUAUCGCUGGUGGCAACUGCGUCAUCCUCAAACCCUCAGAACUGGCGCCAGCUUCUGCCAAAACCAUCGCCACGUAUCUCCCCCGCUACCUCGACCGUGACUCCUACCAAGUGGUCUGUGGAGGCGUCCAAGAAACCACCCACCUUCUCAAAAUCCAGUUCGACUAUAUCUUCUUCACAGGGUCCACUUCCGUGGGGAAAAUCGUUCACCAAGCCGCGUCAAAAUUUUUGACUCCCGUUACGCUCGAACUGGGGGGUAAAAGUCCGGUGUUUGUGGACGACACAGUGGACAUCGUCACCACAGCGCGACGCAUCCUCUGGGGGAAGUGUUUGAACGCCGGGCAGACCUGCAUCGCCCCCGACUACCUCCUCUGUUCCAAAAACGUAGAGGAGAGGUUCAUCGAAGCUGCGAAAACCAUCCUAGACGAGUUCUACGGAGAGGGCGUCAAAGUGUCUCCUUACUGGAGCAAGAUUGUGUCCGAGCGCCACUACAAGCGUCUCAUGGGGAUGGUGUCCGACGGCGAGGUGGCCAUCGGAGGGUUUGGGGACCCGAUGGAACGCACCAUCACUCCUACCAUCCUGAUUAACGUUAAACCAGACGACUUGGUAAUGAGGGAGGAAAUUUUCGGGCCCAUUUUACCCAUAAUCAACGUAAAUUCGGCCCUAGAAGCUAUCAAUUUUAUCACUGAGGGUGAUAAACCUCUAGCUUUGUAUGUCUUUACGAAGAGGAAGGACGUGAAGGAUUUGUUCUUGAAUGGGACGUCGAGUGGGAAUGUAACCAUCAACGACACCAUCAUGCACAUUAUGACUGAAAAUUUACCCUUCGGAGGGGUGGGGGCGAGCGGCAUGGGUAACUACCAUGGUAAAUACGGGUUUGAUACCUUCACCCAUAAGAAAGGGGUUUUGGUUAGGGGGUUGGGUGCUCUGACUGAGAAGCCCCAAUUUAUCAGAUACCCACCCUACUCUGAUUUUAAAACCACCCUUUCGAGUAUUGUUACAGCUAAACGAAGAUCUAUUCCGGGUUGGUGGUUCAAGUGGAUUUUGGUUUUUGGGUUGGGGGUGGCUUUUGCCUAUGGUGUCCAGUGGGUGCGGAAUGGGUAACCACUUUGUCACAUUCAUAGCUGCAUAGUCACGACUUCUUAGGAAACUGUGUUCACGUUGCAACCGUAGUUACAGAUUGAUAUAUAAAUAAGACUGUGAUGAUCUAAUCUGUGCGUGUUUUAAUAAAUUAUUUUUGUUGCA